AAGCUCGUGCUCGUGCGCCACGGCGAGUCGACGUGGAACGCGAACAAGACGUUCUCGGGCUGGGUCGACGUCGACCUCAACGGCGUCGGCGAGCGCGAGGUCGAGCACGCGGCGCGCCUCAUGAUGGAGCGGGGGCUCACCAUCGACGUCGUCUACACGUCGCUCCUCAAGCGGGCCAUCCGGUCCGCGUGGAUCCUCCUCCGCGAGUCGAAGCAGUCGUUCCGCCCCGUCGUCAAGGACUGGCGGCUCAACGAGCGCCACUACGGCGCCUUCCAGGGGCGGUCCAAGCCGGGCCUGGCGGCGCUGCUGGGCUACGAGCAGGUGCGCGACUACCGCGCGGGCUUCGUCGCGCGGCCGCCCGCGCUGCCGCGGCACCACGCGCUGUCGCCGUUCCGCGAGCGCAAGUACACGGGCGUCGCGGCCGACGACCUGCCGCUGACGGAGUCGCUGCGGGACUGCCUCGAGCGCGCGCUGCCCGUCUACGAGGACCGCAUCAAGGCCGACGUGCUCGACGGCAAGGACGUCGUCGUCGUCGCGCACGGCAACGCGCUGCGGGGGUUAGUGAAGGCCAUCGACGGCCUCAGCGACGACGUCAUCGAGAACGUGGCCAUCCCCAACGGCAUCCCCCUGGUCUACGAGUUCGCGCGGAGC
Aureococcus anophagefferens is the source of this 651-nucleotide messenger RNA. RefSeq lists its product as hypothetical. The record is from RefSeq and is a predicted model, not a curated record. Gene Ontology annotation, molecular function: intramolecular phosphotransferase activity. The annotation marks the transcript as partial. Lineage: Eukaryota; Pelagophyceae; Pelagomonadales; Pelagomonadaceae. Gene Ontology annotation, biological process: glycolytic process. The transcript has a single exon.